AUGGACAUUCCCCGCUCGACGGUGCGGCAGCUCCAGGCCGCCGGAGCGCCCCCGCACCGCCCGGGCGCCACCGAGUCGCGCUGCCGGGCGCAGCUCGCGAUGGCGCUGCAAAUGAUGGAGGACAAGGCGAUGCGCGAGCACGCCCUCAUCUGCGCCAAGUCCUGCCUGACAGCUUCCGCGGACUCGCACCUCGCCAGCGACCUCAUGAAGGGCCUCGUCAGCGGCAUGGCUACAUGCUCCCCACAGGCGCGCCGCGUGCGGGCGCAGGCCGCUGCGUACGCUGUGUCGAUCCGUGGCCUGCACUACUUCUGGCCGGCCGUUCCCGCGGUGGUCAAGGCCCUGGCCGACUCCAUCGCGGCCGAGCGCAUGUCCGCGAACACGCAGCCGCUCGCGGACCUCGCCGGCGCCCUCGUCUCCGCGGGCGUCGCCGCCGCAGGCCCGCCAGGGGACGGCGAGCAGUGGGCGCCGCCGCAGGCGCGCUCGAAGGCGUGGGUGUCGCGGACCAUGCUGCGGCCGCUCGUCACGCACCUGCAGAGCCCCGACCGCGACGCGGUGGGCCGUGCGGGGUCGUGUUUGGCCGCCGGGGUCCGUGCGGCAUCUGCGGCUGCGGUGGAGGGCUGUCCGACGGCGCGCGCCGCGGUGUCGGACUGCCUGACGAUGGUCGUGAACGCGCUCUCGCAGCGCAUCUCGCAGGCGUCCGUCGCGGCGAGCACGCGCUCCGCGGCAGGCCGGGGAAAAGCCGGAGGGGGGGUGUUGAGUGCUGACGCACUUCUACCGGUCAGCAGCGCCGUGCGCGUCGUCGGCGUGCCCGGCGGCGACACCACGCGGCGACUCGCAACGCUGUGCGUGUCCUGCGCCGACAGCACGGACUGGCGCGUGCGGGCCGCGGCGGCGGACACCAUCGCAGCGCUGCUGCGCGCGCUGGCGACGGGGGCCGCCCGCGGGGACGCGGAGGCCCCGCCCGGCGCGGAGGACGCGGCGUGCGCGGCGGGCAAGGUGCGGAGCGCGCUCGAGGGCGACCGCGUGCAGGACGUGCGCCGCGCUGCCAAGGGCCUGUCGGGCGACAUGUACGCGCUCUCCCGCAUCAUCGCGUACCCAGGGGCGCCGGCCGAGGGCCCUGACGACGUCGAGGCGACGAUCCGCGAGGCCCAGACGCCGCUGCCGGCCCGGCCCGUGGUCGCGGGGACGCUGAGCCCCGGCGCCGCGGGGGGGAGUGUCGGGGCGUGGUCACCCGACGCGAUCCCCGACGACGGCGGGGCCGGCGUCGCGGCGGCCGCCGGGCGCCCGCACAUCGAGGACGCGACGGUCACCGCGCCCGCCGUCGUCCCGACGGCGCCUGCGCCCACGCGGAAGGCACGCGGGGGGCGCCGCUCGCGCCCUGCCUCGCACCGCCGCGCCGGCAAGGCCGCGCGGACGCCCGCGAAGCGCCGCCCGCACGCCGCUGGUGGCGGGCCAGCAGAGGGCUGCUUCGGCCCCGCCCGGCGGCGCCGCCUGUGGUCGUCGAGCACGGACGUGCCGGUGCAGAUCUUCGUCACACAGCAACCCCCGCCAGUGCCGGGCGAGCCAGCACCGGAGCCAGCCGCGGCAGCGCCGAGCGCCGCGGGCGGUCGGGCGCAGGCGCUGCGCUCCGCGGGGCCGUCGCCGGCGCGUCCCGCGGCGGGAGCGCCCGCGGAGGACGAGGAGCUCUUGGGAGCGGAGCUGAUCAUUCGCCUGCCGCAGAGGGCCGCGGAGGGCGGGCCGUCCGGCGGCGACGCGCCGGCGGGGGAUGCGGCGGGGUGGCGCGUGGAGGUGUACUCCCCCGGGGGCACGAGGUUCACCCCGGAGGAGGCGCAAGUGCUGCUUUCGAUGGGGCGGGAUGGGAAGGUGGGUGACGCGCCCGAGGCGAAGCCGGAGGCCCCCGGAGCGACGCGUCCGCCCGCAGCGCUCGAUCACGCUCGUGCGGGCGACGGGGCGGGGUCUGCGGGCCCGGCCUCGCCGCGGCGAGACGACGACGCCGAGGUGCGGGACGCCCCCGGGGGCGUCGAAAGGGGUACGCAGACGCCGUCGCGGGCGCCGGUGCACAAGCAGCUCGCCGUUGUCGCGGCGGAGGAGGCGCGGGGGCGCCCGCGGCGCGUGCGGUUCGGGUCGGGCCGGAGCGACGACGGCGACGACGAGGGCGAGGGACCCCAGGGGGCGCUGCGGUCCGCGCAGUGGGCCGUGGACUCGCAGGAGCUCUCGGCGGCGAUGCUGCGUCGCGGAAUGGGCGCGUCCGUGAGCCGCAGCCGCCGGGGGAGCCGCGCCGGACGCACCGACCGCUCGGUGCGGGGGAGUCUCCCGGACAGUGUGUCCGAGUCAACGGGGAGUCGCGCGCGCAGCGAACGGGCGCGGUCGCGGGGCAGGCGCUCCAGCGCGCUCAGCAGCGCGCACCGCUCGCGCUCCGCCGCGAGCGGCCGCCGGCAGCCGCGCCCGGGCAGCCGAACAUGGUUCCUGGACGAGUCGUGCGACAUGGGCGACGGCGGCGGGAUCCUGACGGCGCCGCCGGCGCCGCGGCCGCGCCGCGAGGUCGAGGACGUCCUGGUUCACGAGGCUGCGGGGCGCGGACCGUCGGGCGUGCGCGUCCAGACGUGGUUUUUCGAGUCGCGGGACGACAUGGAUUUGGAGGUCGGUGCGCGCGUGUACGAUUCGAGGAGGGCGCUCGCGACGGGCGACGCGCGGGACUCGCGGUCGAAGAGCCGCAUGCGCCCCGUGUGGGUCGUUCAGGAGCAGAUCUCAGCGCUGCAGCUCCCCGUGAAUGUGGCGGACGGCGACAGCGUGCGCUCGGGCGGGAGUGGCGCGGAGGAGGAGGGCGCGGACGGCGACGCGGCGCGAUCGACUGCGGCGACCCAGCGCGGCCGGGCGUCGGGCGACGGCGACGGAUCCGCGGACGGAGGGAGCGCACCGCAUGCAGCCGCGGCACCCGUGGCCCGGUGGGGAAUCGACUCGCCGUCCGAGGGCGGGGCGGGCGCGGGGCAGCGGCGCAGCGUCUCGGAGCACGCAGCGUCGGACGGCCCGUCGCACGAGGACGAGGUGGUGUUCGAGCAUGUGCCGUCGAACCGCCCCGUGGCGUUCCUUGCCAGCGACGUGGAGGACUUGGCAGGCGUGGAGCAAGCAGACCGGAGCUCGCAGGAGCAGGGCGGGUCGUCUGGGACGGCGUAUCACACCGUUUGGGGGGGGUCUAGCCGGACGAGUCAGCGCACACCACACUCGAGUCCCCCCCGGGAGGAGCCCGCGCCGGCGCAGCAGGAUUCCGCGCCGACGCAGGAACAGCCAGCGCCGGCGACGCCGGAGCAUGGCGAGCAUGACGGCCACGGCGGACAGUGGCGCGUUUGGAAUGUCGGGGACGCGUUGGAGCGGGCCGACGACCCUGACAGCGAGGCGGCGGCGUCUUGGCUGCUGUCGAUGUCGCCGCCGCGGCCGCGCGAGGUGCCACGGUCCCCGCCGGGGUCCGUGCGUGCGUCCAUCGAAGACUGGGCCGCCGCGACCGUCCGCGCCACCUCGGAAGGAGGGGGACCUUCGAACACACCCCCCCGGACCCCCCCACGGCCGUGGUCCGGCGCGAGUCCCGAGGGCAUCCAGAGCGAGGCCGCUGGGCCGUCCGGGGACGUCGACGUCGUGGAGCGGGCCGUCGCGCAGGCGCUGGAGAACGUCGCGGCCGCGCACCGCGACGAGAUGGCGGGCCUCGUGCGCGGGGUGGUGGGCGAGCACCUCAAGGCGGUGCGCGACCGGUUCGAGCAGGAGGAGCGCGAGGAAGCGACGCGCAUCGCGGCGGAGCUCGCGGAGGCGGCGGCCGAGCUCCGGAAGCGUGCCAGUGCCGAGAUGCGGGCCGUGCGGGCGGACCUGCGGGCGCGGAUGGCGGCAGAGCUGGAGACGCGACUGCCCGUGGUGAUCGAGACGCUCGGACGGAUCGUCGGGGACGGCUCGGGGGGUAUUGCUGGACUGAUGUGA
Pedinophyceae sp. YPF-701 is the source of this 3963-nucleotide messenger RNA. The record is from the annotation of a GenBank genome assembly. Lineage: Eukaryota; Viridiplantae; Chlorophyta; Pedinophyceae.